AUAGGAAAUGCCCUCUAUAAAAGGGCUUGGAUGCCCAGAGUGUUCUGCAGUUCUUGGAAGGCUACAAUCAGAGUACGCAGAGUGAAAGAAAGCCCAGCAUAAGACAAGUGUGGCUUUACUUGGGGAAAUUAGGAGACCACCAGAUUGUGGAACUCUACUAUUCCAAGUAUUCCAAAAUUAAUAUUGUGAAGAAAAGAAUGGUUUCCAAAAUGUUGACUAUCUUGUCAUUUCUCCCUGGUCUCAUUUUUGCAUUUCUUCUGUUUGAACAAAGUGAUGCUUGGUCUUAUGCCUCUUCAAAAAUACCUAUGACUUAUGACAAGGCAAGAAUAUAUUGUCAGAAAAAAUAUACUGACUUGGUUGCCAUUCAAAACAAGAAGGAAAUUGAGUAUCUGAAUAAUAUACUAGAAUUCUCACCAAGUUACUACUGGAUUGGAAUCAGAAAAAUCAAUGGUGUUUGGACCUGGGUGGGAACCCAGAAGCCACUGACCAAAGAGGCUAUGAACUGGGCUCCUAAUGAACCCAAUAAUAAGCAAAAUAAUGAGGACUGUGUGGAGAUCUAUAUCAAGAGGGAAAAAGCCUCUGGCAUGUGGAACGAUGAGAGAUGCACGAAAGAAAAGCGGGCUUUGUGUUACACAGCCUCCUGUACCACUAACUCCUGCAAUGGCCAUGGAGAGUGUGUGGAGACCAUCAACGACUUCACUUGCCAGUGCUAUCCAGGAUUUACUGGGUUCCGGUGUGAACAUGCUGUGACCUGUGAACCCCACGCUGAUCCUGAGAAUGGUGUCCUGGUUUGCAGUCAUCCAGUGGCAUAUUUCAAUUCUUCUUGCUCUGUCAGUUGUGAUGAAGGCUAUAUCCCAACCAAUCCUAACUCAGUGACGUGUACUUCUUCUGGAAAAUGGAGUGGGCCCAGCCCUAGCUGUAAAGUGAUAGAGUGUGAUGCUCUGACAAGUCCUGUCCAUGGGUUCAUCAAUUGCUCCCCAAACUCUGGAACCUUUCCAUGGAAUACCACCUGCGUGUUUGACUGUGAGUCAGGAUUUGAGCUAACGGGGUCUAAGAGGCUUCAUUGUAGCUCAUCUGGAAAGUGGGACAUGGAGAAACCAGUGUGUCAAGCCAUGAAAUGUAGCAUUGCCAGCCAGCCUGAGAAUGGCUCUGUGAUGUGCAACCAUUCCUCUACUGGAGACUUCACCUACCAAUCAGUCUGUAACUUCAACUGCAAUGAAGGCUUUGAACUGCAAGGAUCAUCCCAGAUUGAGUGUACUGCUCAGGGCCAGUGGACACAUCAGUCCCCAACCUGUGGAGUGAUAGAGUGUGAUGCUCUGACAAGUCCUGUCCAUGGGUUCAUCAAUUGCUCCCCAAACUCUGGAACCUUUCCAUGGAAUACCACCUGCGUGUUUGACUGUGAGUCAGGAUUUGAGCUAACGGGAUCCAAGAGGCUUCAUUGUAGCUCAUCUGGAAAGUGGGACAUGGAGAAACCAGUGUGUCAAGCCGUGAAAUGUAGCAUUGCCAGCCAGCCCGAGAAUGGCUCUGUGACGUGCAACCAUUCCUCUACUGGAGACUUCACCUACCAAUCAGUCUGUAACUUCAACUGCAAUGAAGGCUUUGAACUGCAAGGAUCAUCCCAGAUUGAGUGUACUGCUCAGGGCCAGUGGACACAUCAGUCCCCAACCUGUGAAGUGAUAGAGUGUGAUGCUCUGACAAGUCCUGUCCAUGGGUUCAUCAAUUGCUCCCCAAACUCUGGAACCUUUCCAUGGAAUACCACCUGCGUGUUUGACUGUGAGUCAGGAUUUGAGCUAACGGGAUCCAAGAGGCUUCAUUGUAGCUCAUCUGGAAAGUGGGACAUGGAGAAACCAGUGUGUCAAGCCGUGAAAUGUAGCAUUGCCAGCCAGCCCGAGAAUGGCUCUGUGAUGUGCAACCAUUCCUCUACUGGAGACUUCACCUACCAAUCAGUCUGUAACUUCAACUGCAAUGAAGGCUUUGAGCUGCAAGGAUCAUCCCAGCUUGAGUGCACAGCCCAGGGCCAGUGGACACAUCAGUCCCCAACCUGUGAAGUGGUACAAUGCUCUGCCUUGACAGUCCCUAAGGAAGUCAACAUGACAUGUGAUGGUGAUGGGAAUUAUCUCUAUGGCACCAAAUGUAUGUUUGAAUGCCCUGAGGGUUGGAAACUCAAUGGCUCGGAUUCCUUGAUAUGCAGUGCCAAAGGAAACUGGUCUGGGAUCUUACCUUCUUGUGAAGCUCCUGAGGAGUCUAAGACUUCCCUGGCCAUUGGCCUGGCCACCAGUGGGACCUCCCUCUUAACAACAGCCUCAGUUCUUCUUUGGCUUGCAAAACGUCUUCGAAGAAAAGUAAAGAAAUUUAUUCCAGCUAGUAGCUGCCAAACUCUGAAAUCAGAUCAACCUUCUUAUGAACUAAUUUAAGUCUAGAGGAAUCAGGACCUGGUAUGUCCUAGGAAAGUAGGCUUUUCAGCCACAUGCCUGGCCAUUUGGACACAACUAUUCUCAUGAAGAGAAAAAUCUUCCUUGGAUCCUUGUUCCUUCUGUUCCUUCUAUGUCUAUGGCAUCUACAAGGAACCUCUGCUGACCAAGAAGUCUAGGUGACAAGGGCUAUUCCCAGUCUUUCUACUGGGAAAUUUAGUAUGUGUUAGUAGACUCUUCAAAGAGGAUGUACUGUCUUAUCAAUCAAGCAAUCAAUGAGGCCUUGUUAAGUCCUUAUAAAGGUGAACAGAAAAGGGUUUGGAGCAUUCGAAUUCCAUUCCUAGUCAUCUUCAAAUGGAGACUCAAUAUUGAAGUUCUUUGGUUCUUCCUGACAGUUUAUAACACUCACAGAGCACAGUGUUGGGUGGUAUGAUAUUUACCCCUGAAAAUGUAAGGUGCUAUGCACAUUGAAACAAGUAUUAUAACUUAUGAAAUGUUCAGAAGAUCCUCCGCACUUCCACAGAUAGAGAUUCUGUUGCUAAUUAAAUAAUGAAAAGAAAUUCUGUAAUGCUAAAUGCUUCAAGGAAGACCACAUUGACAAGAGUUCUGAAUGGUGUAAGCCGUACCCAUUCCUACUGACCAAACUGUACUGGGGUGGCAGAUAACUGAUCUCAGGCAUUUGUAUUACUGUAGAAUUCAGUAGAGCAAAAUGUGUUUUUAUAAACACUUUUGAUCAACUAUUUGGAAUGUUUUGUGAUUCACAAAACACUAACACUAUCCUAUAAAAGUGUUUUUGGGUGCUGCAGUGGAUAGAGUUCUAGGUCUAGUGUCAAGAAGAUUCAUUUCUGUGAGUUCAACUUUGGCCUCAGACAUUUACUGACUGUGUGACUCUGGGGCAAGCAUUUAACUCUGUUCUCAUUUCCUCAUGUGUCAAAUAAGCUAGAGAAGGAAAUAACAAACCUUUCCAAUAUUUUUGCCAAGAAAACUCCAAAUGGGGUCAGGAAGAAUUAGACAUGACUGAAAUGACUGAAAAAUAAUAAUAAUAGUGCUUAGAAAACAAAAUUUAAAAUUAGGAACGGUCAAAAGUGCAAAUUACUUACUGAGAGCUUGCAGCAAGGUGGUAGGUGUUAUCACACUUACCUUUCCUGGUGUUAGCUAUAUCUUUGCAGAACUUGCAGAAAUCUAAGACUAUGCCAUCUACAAACUUUUUAUCCCUCGUCUGGAGGGCAGACCUCAAAUGCUCAGGGCAGUAGACCCUAGAUAUGAUGAUGAUGAUGAUGAUGAUGAUGAUGGGAUCUUUUCUGUAACUAACUGCCCUCUUUUUUUUUCCAAUAGGAAGAGUAGAAACAGCUUUUAUUAUAUAAAUGGCAUAUAUGAUUUUGUAUUUAUUUUUUCACAAACUUGUAUGUCUUUUGCUAGUUAUUUCCACAGAGAUGCUAAGUAAUAAUCACUCUUAGCAUUUCCACCUAGGGGAAAAAUAUGGCUCCAGGAUGCUGAAUGUUUGACUUUGAAAAAUAAAUGGAGGUACAUUCUUGGGUUCAAUUAAUGAUAAUCAUGGGUAUGCCAUGUUUUAUGUCAAGAUGUAAGCUACUCUCGAGAGGCAUAUAAACAUGACUUUUGUAAACCAAACUGCAUUUUUUGUACAAUGGGAGCUCAGUGUCUAAAUGUAUUGCAGUGGAUUAUGUAGCAAAGUGAAGCUGCCUGAGUGAAUCAUUCUAAUUUCUCUGUUUUAUAGAUUGAGAGGUUGCUUUUUUAAUAGGGGCAUAUACACAUAUGAAAACUUUUAUUUUUAUGCAGAGAAAUUGCCAGCUCUCCACUGAAAGUAGGCAAACCUGAAUCAGUGACCACCAUCUUGGUCUCUGCAAUGGCUGCCCAAACCCUACAAGAUUUGAGAGAUGAGCUUUUCUGUGCUUUUAUGCUUUCCCCCUAAUGUUGUAUAUACUGAGGCAUAUUGUGCACAUAGGGGUACAUUGUGCUAAAGGGAAGGUGGCAGUUUGCAAGUGGUUGGGCCAAAAGUCAACUUGGCAUGAAGUUAGGAAUAACAGAGCAGAGUAAAAGCACAUCCUACCUAAGGUUCUUCCUGACAAUAUCAUUCUACAAUAACAUCUUAUGAGCAAACCCCACUCUAAAGCUACAAACCUGUCUAUAAUAAUAUAGAAUUUUAAAAAAUUUAAAGUGCUACAUAAAUGCUAGCAAUUAUUAUUUAUAAUGGCAUUUGGCUCAACCAUUGAUUGCAUCAUUCCUAUGGAAUGAAGUAUGUAGUAAUGCUAUUUUUUUCUAACAUGGAGUUUUUGUAGAAUCCGUUGAUGGUAUUAAGUAGAUUAUGCCUAAACUAAUACCAAAAUCUUUUUUUUUUUGCAAAUAGGAGAUGUUAUAGCACUAAUGUUAUGAUAUGAAUGAUUAUAUCUCUCAAAAAUUUUUAAAUAUUAUUUAUAAAUAAGAGAUGGUGAAUGUGUAUGUGUGUGUAAACUAUUUGUAUUGAAGCAUAUAUGAAAUAUUGGGAUUUUAUAUUUUAUGAUAUAACUUUAAAAUAUAGUAUUUUAAAUAUUUAUUUAUAUCUAAUGUAUAACUAUUUUAUUCUACUGUUCAUUCAAAUAAUAAAGAAUU
Molecule: messenger RNA, 5018 nt
Organism: Monodelphis domestica (gray short-tailed opossum)
Lineage: Eukaryota; Metazoa; Chordata; Mammalia; Didelphimorphia; Didelphidae
Gene: SELE
Product: selectin E
Biological process (GO): cell adhesion
Cellular component (GO): membrane
Source: RefSeq, a predicted model, not a curated record